Impatiens glandulifera is the source of this 687-nucleotide messenger RNA. Its product is annotated as exopolygalacturonase clone GBGE184-like. NCBI's taxonomy places the organism in Eukaryota, Viridiplantae, Streptophyta, Magnoliopsida, Ericales, Balsaminaceae. The transcript has 3 exons. Gene Ontology annotation, molecular function: polygalacturonase activity. The coding region runs from base 13 to 687 and encodes 224 amino acids. Gene Ontology annotation, biological process: carbohydrate metabolic process. The record is from RefSeq and is a predicted model, not a curated record.
CGCGGUAUCAAUAUGCAAAACGCCAUGGGAUUUAAUCUUCACAUCACGAGAAGCAGUUUCAUUAGGAUAAAGGGGAUUAGAAUCACUGCCCCGGCAAAGAGCCCCAACACCGAUGGAAUCCACAUCAGCAGAUCCAAUAAUUGUAAGAUUGUCAAUACCUUCAUCGGCACCGGUGACGACUGCAUUUCUCUUGGCCAAGGAGUUGUCGACCUUUCUGUCUUUAAAGUCAUUUGUGGCCCUGGCCAUGGCAUUAGUGUUGGUAGCCUUGGAAAGUAUAAACAAGAGGAGGAUGUAAGAGGAUUUACAGUGACGAAUUGCACGUUGAUGGGAACCACAAACGGCUUGAGAAUAAAAACAUGGCCCGGGUCAGAUCCGAGCAAGGCCUCAAACAUUGUUUUCAAAAACAUCCUAAUGAGAAACGUUGAAAAUCCCAUCAUUAUCGAUCAGAGCUAUGGAGAUGGCGAUCCCCCGUCAAGAGUGCAAAUCAGCGACAUUGUAUUCGAAAACAUCAUAGGAACAACAACGACGCCGGUGGCGGUUAACCUAAUGUGCAGCAAGAGGGUUCCAUGUUAUAAUGUGCAAUUAAAUAACGUCCAAUUAAGGACAACAAAUGGGAAAGCGAUCUCCUCGUUUUGCUCGGACGCGAAAGUGGGCUACGGAGGCAUGCAAUCCCCACAUCCUUGUUGA